GCUAUUUUCCCAAUCUAUCACUUCACACUUCACUGCUUCAUCGUUCAUUCUUCAUAGCAGAACCACCAAAAUCCUAAACCCCAAAAUGCGAGGCUUCGCUUGUCGAGCCUCCAACUUCUUCAAGCGCAAUCUCGAUAAUUUCCCUUAUAACCCUAAUUUCAACUUCUUCAGAGAAUUCGCGCAAUCCACCGCAAUCCCCAAAAAGCAACUUAGGGUUCGUGACCACGGCUACGACAACUACAUGGAAGUGGAGAAGAAAACGCGCAAGGUCCUCAAAUUUCAGAGCAUCAUCCUCCCCGAGCCCACCCAAUCGCUCCCAAUCUCGCGCCUCGAAAACCUCGUGCGCCGCUUCGGUUUCACGCGCUACGAGGCUGGUGCGUUCGUCCUUAAGUUCCCGCACGUCUUCGAAAUCUUUGAGCACCCCGUCCAGCGCAUUCUCUUCUGCCGCCUCACCCGCAAAGCCAUCCUCCAGAUUCAGCAGGAGCGCCAAGCACUCGCGGAACAGAUUCCACGCGCCGUCACGCGGCUUCGGAAGCUUCUGCUGAUGACGAACGAAGGCAGGCUCCGCCUCGAGCAUGUGCGCAUUGCACGCUCCGCCUUCGGCCUUCCCGACGACUUCGAAAACUCUGUGGUUCUGAGGUACCCUCAGUUUUUCCGUUUGAUUGAUGCAAAGGAAACUAGGAUGAAGUACAUUGAGGUUGUGGAGAGGGACCCUAGGUUAUCAAUUUGUGCGAUUGAGGAGGUUAGGGAGAGGGAGUAUAGAGAGAGAGGUGGUGAUGCUGAGGAUGUUAGAUUUUCUUUUGUCAUUGAUUUUCCACCUGGUUUUAAGAUAGGUAAGUAUUUUAGGAUUGCAAUGUGGAAGUGGCAGAGGCUUCCUUAUUGGUCCCCGUAUGAGGAUGUUUCUGGGUAUGAUUUGAGGUCCAUUGAAGCCCAGAAGAGGAUGGAGAAGAGAGCUGUUGCCACCAUUCAUGAGUUGUUGUCGUUGACUGUGGAGAAGAAAAUUACAUUGGAGCGGAUCGCACAUUUCCGAAUGGCGAUGAACCUGCCCAAGAGGUUGAAGGAUUUCCUGCUCCAGCACCAAGGUAUUUUCUAUGUCUCCACCAGGGGGAAUCAGGGGAAGCUUCACACUGUUUUCCUUAGGGAGGCGUAUAGAAAAGGCGAGCUGAUUGAGCCGAAUGAGUUGUAUUUGGCACGGAGGAAGCUAGCUGAGCUUGUGCUAUUGAGUCCAAGGAAAGCCAAGGUUGAUAAGGAGUUGGUUGGGUACAGGAGAAGCAGGUUAGAGGACGAAAUGGGGCAUGUAACGAGGACAUAUGUGGAGGAUGCUUGUGAAGACUUUAAGGGGGAAGAUGGUGUGGGUCUGGAUAAGGAUGCAGAGGAUGAUUUGACGUCAGAUAUAGGUUCUGAUGUUGAUUUGGGAGAUGAGGGUGAUGAUUUUGUGGAUAGUGCAUCACUGCAAAGGACAUCAUAGCUAGUAUUUGGGAACCUAUUUGAGCUACAUUUACUUCAAUUUUGCAAUUGAGAAAAGUCUCUUGAUACAGUUCUGAAUUCUGAAAUUUUGAAAUCUAACUUCCGAAA
Messenger RNA from Vigna umbellata (rice bean), 1575 nucleotides. It is a transcript of the gene RPD1, whose product is annotated as Ubiquitin carboxyl-terminal hydrolase family protein. Gene Ontology annotation, molecular function: RNA binding. The record is from RefSeq and is a predicted model, not a curated record. NCBI's taxonomy places the organism in Eukaryota, Viridiplantae, Streptophyta, Magnoliopsida, Fabales, Fabaceae.